Messenger RNA from Echinococcus granulosus, 519 nucleotides. RefSeq lists its product as hypothetical. The transcript is spliced from 5 exons. NCBI's taxonomy places the organism in Eukaryota, Metazoa, Platyhelminthes, Cestoda, Cyclophyllidea, Taeniidae. The coding region runs from base 1 to 519 and encodes 172 amino acids. The record is from RefSeq and is a predicted model, not a curated record.
AUGUUUGACAACGCUGACAACGGCGAGAAUAAGAUCACUCAAAUUCUUUCAUUUUCCGUGAAGCAUCCUAAAUGCGGCACCACGAAGGUGAUGGAGGAGCAGAAGGGGGAAGAGACUGAUUCCAGCAGUGGGGGCCGAGCUGCCGAAAGAACUGAAGUUUGUGUUGCUGCUAGUCUUACUGGCAAAGGGUGCCACCAUGAUGGGACUGCAAGUCGGAUUGCCGGUCCAGAUCCUGUGAAUUUGAAGCACGGCGUGGUGGAAGAGGCUGUUAAUCGUCCACAGCGCUCUCCAUGUCCUCUCUCUCUCUUGUACUCGGAUCAUCACGACCAAGGCAAGACGGUAGGUCGCAUGCUGGCUCUCAAACAAGGGGAGUUGAUAUUUCCCUUUAACACCAUUGGUGGACUUUGCCUGCUUCGGCAGAUCCACCAAUUCGACAUUUGUGCAAGCGGUAUUGUAGCAGUUCGCCGAUUUUUUGCUGCUCAAGGCAGCUCGGUGUCCUACGGUGCGCUCAUCUCGUAA